This is a messenger RNA of Pteropus alecto (black flying fox), 4142 nucleotides long. Its product is annotated as zinc finger protein 665-like. Gene Ontology annotation, molecular function: DNA-binding transcription repressor activity, RNA polymerase II-specific. The transcript has 4 exons. The record is from RefSeq and is a predicted model, not a curated record. Gene Ontology annotation, biological process: negative regulation of transcription by RNA polymerase II. The coding region runs from base 116 to 2482 and encodes 788 amino acids. NCBI's taxonomy places the organism in Eukaryota, Metazoa, Chordata, Mammalia, Chiroptera, Pteropodidae.
CAGACGAAGGGGCUUUGCUGAUGCCCUUGAAGGCACAUUCUCAAGAUGCCGCCAUGAUUCCUCAAAAUAAUGUCAUCUGAGCAAUGACCCAGAGCGGGAGGAGGACAAGGACGAAAUGGCUGCUUCUCAGGGACGGUUGACACUCAGCGAUGUGUUCAUCGAAUUCUCUCAGGAGGAGUGGGAGUGCCUGUCCCCAGCUCAGCGGGCCUUGUACAGGGACGUGAUGUUGGAGAGCUACCGGAACCUGCUCUUCCUGGGAAUUUCUGUUUCUGAUCUGUAUAUUGUCUCCAUUUUGGAGCAAGGGAAAGCGCCCUGGACUCUGGAGAGCGACUGGAAAACAGCAGCGUCACCAAAUCGGUGGGAACGUGUCAAAGGUGCGAACACAGAUACCUGUUCUUCAUAUAUGAUCGAGAAAUUAAAACCAACAGAAAUCAUUAAUGCAGGCGGAAUAUUCCAAACAGAGUUGUUUGGACACUGUGAAAGCCAUGUAAUCAAAGAUUUUUACAUGAGGAAUAUUCGGGAAGAUAGGCAUGACUUUGCAUGUCAGCAGAGAAAUGAUGAAAAGAAUCACAAAGGAAUACCUGUAACUUAUGAAGAACAUCUCACUGAUAAAAGAGGUCAACACGAUAGAGAGCAUGGCGGACACAAGCCUGUCGAAAACAAAGUUGGACUAAGGUUUCACUCACAUCUGGCAGAUACGGACAUAUUUCAGACUGAAGGGAAGAUUGAUGAAUAUGUCUCAACGAAGAAGUCUUUCAACAAUACUUCCUCCGUUUCUCCACUUCAAAGAGUUUUUUGUAGUGUCCAAGCCAACGUUUGUACCAUAUAUGGGAUUGAUUCUAGACAUCCUUCAAUACUGACAAAAGACCUAAAAGCAUGCAGGGAAGAUUCAUACAAAUGUAACGAGCAUGGCAAAGACUUUUGUGUGUGUGCGAGGCAAACUAGCCAUCAGAUAAUUCAUAUUGAAGAGAAACCUUACAAAUGUAAUGAGUGUGGCAAAGCCUUUAGGGUGCGUUCAAGCCUUAAUUACCAUCAGUCAGUCCAUACUGGAAAGAGACCUUACAAAUGUAGUGAUUGUGGGAAAGCCUUUAGGGGGUCUUCUAGCCUCACUUACCAUCAGGUAAUGCACAGUGGAGAAAAACCUUACAAAUGUAAUGAGUGUGGCAAGGCUUUCCGCAAAAAAUCACACCUUGCUAGCCAUAUGAGCAUUCAUACAGGAGAGAAACCUUACAAAUGUAAUGAGUGUGGCAAAGCCUUUAGAGUGUCUUCUAGCCUUACUUACCAUCAGUCGAUUCAUACUGGAAGUACGCCUUACAGAUUUAGUGAAUGUGACAAAGCCAUUAUUGUACAUAGAAUCCUAAAUUACCAUCAGGCAAUUCAUUGUGAAGACAAACCUUACAAAUGUAAUGAGUGUGACAAGGUUUUCAGUAACAAAUAUAACCAUGCUCGUCAUCAAAGUAUUCAUACUGGCGAAAGACCUUACAAAUGUAAUGUAUGUGGCAAGGAUUUUCGUAAUAGAUUAUACCUUUCAAGUCAUCAGAGAAUCCAUACUGGAGAGAAACCUUACAAAUGUAAUGAGUGUGGCAAGGUUUUUCGUAACAAAUCACACCUUUCAAGUCAUCAGAGAAUCCAUACUGGAGAGAAACCUUACAAAUGCAGUGAGUGUGGCAAGGUUUUCAGUAACAAAUCCAACUAUGCACGUCAUCGAAGCCUUCAUACUGGUGAAAGACGUUACAAAUGUAAUGAAUGUGACAAGGUCUUUAUUCAGACAUCGCACCUUGCAUAUCAUCAGAGAAUUCACACAGGAGACAAACCAUACAAAUGUAAUGAGUGUGGCAUGGUCUUUACUAUGCGUUCUUCACUAAUUAGCCAUCAGUUAAUUCAUACUGGAGAAAAGCCUUACAAAUGUAAUGUGUGUGGCAAGGUUUUCUGUAAGAAACCAUACCUUGCAAGUCAUCAGAGAAUCCAUACUGGAGAGAAACCUUACAAAUGCACUGUGUGUGGAAAAGCCUUUACUAUGCGUUCACGCCUUACUAGACAUCAAGUAAUUCAUAGCGGAGAGAAACCUUACAAAUGUAAUGAGUGUGGAAAGGUCUUUAGUCAGAAGUCAUACCUUGCAUGUCAUCAGAGAAUUCAUACGGGAGACAAACCAUACAAAUGUAAUGAGUGUGGAAAGGUCUUUAGUGCUCGUUUUACCCUCAAUAGCCAUCAGUUAAUUCAUACUGGAGAGAAACCUUACAUAUGUAAUGUGUGUGGCAAGGUCUUCCGUAAUAAAUCAUACCUUGCAAGUCAUCAGAGAAUCCAUACUGGAGAGAAACCUUACAAAUGUAAUGAGUGUGGCAAGAUGUUUAGUCAGAAAUUAACGCUUUCUCAGCAUCAGAGUAUACAUACUGGAGAGAAACCUUACAAAUGUAACCAGUGUGGAAAAGCCUUUAUCGUGCGUUCACGCCUAACUCGGCAUCAGAUAACUCAUACUGGAUAGAAUACUUAGAAAUGCAACGUGUAGCAGGGUUUUCCAUUACAAAUCAGCUUGCAAGUCAUCAGAGAACCUAUACAAGGGAAAGAACCCUUACAAAUGUAAUGUGUGGCAAGAUUUUUCAUAAUCACAUCUUGCAUGUCAUUUUAAAGUCUAUACUGGCGAGAAACCCUUUAGUGUAAGUUCAAGCCUAAGUUAUAUUCAGAAAUGUACUGGAUGUGGCAGGAUUUUUAGGUACUAUUUUAACCUCAGGAUUCACCAAAGAAUUUAUACUUGCAAAUACCCUGAAUAUGGAAAAUUUUAAAAUUUGAACUCUUUACUAGCUAUAAGAAUAUACUUUUUUUUUUCUUUUUUUGUGAGAAACUAAAAUGCGGCGGUGUUUUCACCCAAGGUCCACAAUUGGAAAAAAAACUGGUGCAAUUUCUUAAAACUGAAACGUGUGGCAAAGCCAUUAGAGUUUAAGUAUUAUGUGAGAAUCCAGACUCCAUAGUGAAGAGGAGUUAUGUAAAUGUAUGUGGCAAAACAUGUAUCCAGGCUUCACAACUGACAUCAGAAUUUUUGUCUUUGAGAAAGCAUGCAAAAAAUGUUAAUUCUUUUACUCAAAGAUCAAAACUUAGACAUCAGAAGAUAUGUCUUGGAGAGUAACCUUACAAAUAGUGACUGUCAAGGCUUUCCAUCAACUGCCUACACCUUCAGAAUGACAAUUCAGUGAGGGCAGAAACUAUACUAGUAUAGUGAACAUGGAAAUACUUCUAAGCAACAGUGUGUCCUCAGGAUUCACCCAAGGAUUUACACAAAUGUAAUGAGCUUAGAAAAAAUUUUAACCAGUUCUCAUAACCACACAGUCGAGAGUCCAUACUGGGAAUACCUGUAUCUCCAGUUCUCUGAGAUUAACCUAUAAUAUUACAUACUGCAGAAAAUUACAAGUCAAAAGUAUGUUAAAACUCAGGAGAUGCCAUAUAUCGAAGGAACAAACAGGUCAUUGUUUUUAAUGUUUUAUAGUAUUUUGUUAUUUGAGUUUUCUUGAAAAGACUACUUGACUGUCAGUUUUAACCUGAAGUCUAAAGUCCGUUGAACUUAAGCCUUUCUUACAGGUCUUUUGUACAGAUCUCUGGGAAGCAAUAGGAUGAAAGGGCCUACUUCAUUGGGCAUGGUUCAUUCAUAUCCCUGUCCUCUGGAAAAACAAAAAUAAUAUCAAAUUCAUUAAUGCAUCAGGGAAGACUGUAAUGGAAAGCUAUUCUAAGUCUUCAUACUGAAUUAUGCACAUGAUGCUCAUCUCUCGACAGGCCAUAGUCAUAGGAAAGAAGGCUCUACCAACUGACCACGAAACAGCAGGUCCGGACAUAAAGGGCCUGGGCUUGUGGUGGGAGGGGAGUGAUUAGGUGACUAGGGGGUGAUUCUAUGGUAGAAAUAAUGCAGAAAAAAUAGAGUUGACUUUCUCUAUUGAAUGGUGGUAAUUGUUGCAUAUUAAAAAUUAAUGGAAAUUUUGUCUGAUUCUUGGAAAUCGUAGAGAGAGCAGGUACCUGAGAGGGGAGCUUCAUCCAAAGAAUCAAUAGUUUUUGCUUGUGUAUGGUUAACACUGGCAUUAUCUUUUGCCAGUUUUAUUGGGAAUGUAUCUGAGGGUUCAUGUUUUAUUGAAUAAAAUUUAACUUUUUAAAAGAGUGAA